Chelmon rostratus (copperband butterflyfish) is the source of this 2780-nucleotide messenger RNA. RefSeq names its product 3-oxoacyl-ACP synthase, mitochondrial (gene oxsm). Gene Ontology annotation, biological process: fatty acid biosynthetic process. The coding region runs from base 186 to 1580 and encodes 464 amino acids. The transcript has 2 exons. The record is from RefSeq and is a predicted model, not a curated record. Gene Ontology annotation, molecular function: 3-oxoacyl-[acyl-carrier-protein] synthase activity. NCBI's taxonomy places the organism in Eukaryota, Metazoa, Chordata, Actinopteri, Chaetodontiformes, Chaetodontidae.
AUGUUUUCAGAAGUGACAGCUAGGUUAAUUUGAAGUAGUGCUCGGACAAGUAAGUUCCAAACUUAUGUUCAGUUGCGUCUGGAGAAAAUUUCAUCUUUGGUUUUAUACAUUUCUUCAGUUAAAUCGUAAGAGGGGAUUCGCCAAAGCUACGGGCUAGCUGUGUGAAAUUUGACAGAUAUUACAGCAUGUCUGCUUUAUCACUAUCCUGUUGGACUAAACUCCAGUUGAGACCACAGAACAUAAGGGUACUUUUUCAAAAGAGCGUCUGUGUUUGUCCAAACCAAGACUCCAGACACCACAGCUCUGGAAAGCUUCAAAAGAGGGCUGUUAUUACUGGCAUUGGGUUAGUAUGUCCUCUGGGCACAGGGACUGCUCUACCCUGGGACCGCCUGAUUAAAGGCCAGAGUGGGAUUGUUGCCCUUGACUCAGAGGACUAUAGGACAGUUCCCUGUAAGGUGGCAGCACUGGUACCCAGAGGGAAUGAACAGGGUCAGUUUAAGGAGGAAAGGUUUGCCUCUCGAGGGGACAUCAACAGCAUGUCAUCAGCCACUGUAAUGGCCCUUGGAGCUGCACAGAUGGCUCUGGAGGACUCAGGAUGGUACCCUGAUACAGCAGAGGAACAGCUCAAUACUGGGGUGGCUGUUGGCAUGGGCAUGGUGUCACUGGAUGAAAUUGCUCGCACCUCUACUGCAUUCCAAGAAAAAGGCUACAAUAAAGUCAGUCCCUUUUUUGUGCCUCGCAUCCUUGUCAACAUGGCUGCUGGGCACAUCAGCAUCAAGCACAAACUGAAGGGUCCCAACCAUGCAGUGUCUACAGCAUGCACCACAGGGGCACAUGCCAUAGGUGAUGCUGCCAGGUUCAUUACCCACGGGGAUGCAGUUGCUAUGGUUGCAGGUGGAACAGAAUCCUGUGUGGGGCCUUUGUCCAUGGCUGGCUUUGCCAGGGCACGCGCCCUUGCCACCAAAUGGAAUGACAACCCCACGCAGGCAUCACGACCUUUUCACCCAGAGAGAGAGGGCUUUGUGAUGGGUGAAGGAGCAGCAGUGCUCCUUCUGGAGGAGCUGGAGCACGCAGUGAAAAGAGGAGCCAGGAUAUAUGCAGAGAUUCUAGGCUAUGGACUCUCAGGGGAUGCCAGCCACAUCACUGCACCCACUGCAGAUGGAGAUGGAGCAUACAGAUGCAUGUCUGCAGCCCUCAGAGAUGCUGGCGUCUCACCGGCAGAUGUGACAUAUGUGAACGCUCACGCCACAUCCACGCCUUUGGGCGAUGCAGCUGAAAACGCCGCCAUCAAGAGGCUGUUCCAGCAAAACCUUGAGAGCCUGGCUGUCUCCUCCACCAAGGGAGCCACGGGGCAUCUGCUCGGGGCCGCCGGGGCCCUGGAGGCAGCGUUUACAGCCUUGGCCUGCUACCACGGGGUCCUGCCCCCGACGCUCAACCUGGACCGCACCGAGCCAGAGUUUGACCUGAAUUAUGUUCCCUGCACAGCCCAGCCGUGGCGGACUCACGGCCGCCGGGUCGCCCUGACGAACUCUUUCGGAUUUGGUGGCACCAACGCCUCACUGUGUCUCGCCAGCCUUUGAUGAGCAAUAUGCUUUCUUUACAUCUGGUGUGAUAGUGUCUGAAUGUUUUUCAGUAGAACUGAUCAACACUACUGCUGUUUUGUUUGUGUUUUUGUUUUGUGUUUUGUGUUUUUUUGGAGGAAGUUAUGACCUGACUUUAAGGAAAAAAUCCAAAAAGUCUUUCAGGCUUUAAACCCCCAAAGAUUAAAAUGUCGGAGGAAACCACUAAAUCCUUGUAAUCUUUUUUUUAGUUUUUUGUUUACAUCCAAAUGGGGAAAAUAAUAAUGAAUCUCAGAGUAAAUUGUAUUAUGAUCAGGCAAGUCAGUCUCUUUUUGGUGACUGGUCAAAAUGUUUGUAGAGAGCGGGGUUGCACUGGGGGACUUUGGACUGAUGAUUUCAUCAUUUCUAAAAUCCUGGAUAUGGCAAUGUCAGAGACUGGGUCUAUCUCUCUUAGACACAGUGGUGGAGGAAGUUUUCAGAUCCCUUUCUAAGUUAAAGUCCCAGUACUACAAUGUAAAAAUAACUAUUACAAGUUAGUGAGUUAAAGUGUUUGCAGCAAAAUGUACUUUAAAGUAUCAGAAGUAGAUGUAAACAAAGUUUUUGCCAAGAAAUGAACACUGUAACGAAUUGUUUACAUCUGACAUGAUUAGGUUAUAAAUGAUGCAUUAACGUGCAAGCAUCAUUUUACUGCUGUAGCUGCUCGAGGUGGAGGUAGUUUUAACUACUUUAUGUACAAUUAGUCAGUUUAAUCAAGUGGCUCAGAACUGAGGGGUGGAGCCCUGUCAAAGGACCACAAGAUAGAAGUGAGGAGCUGUUAGAUUAUUAAUCAGGCAGGAAACACGUCAGAACAAAUGUCUAACACAGUCAGUUUUUAGUUUUUUGCCACAAAUACUGGAUAAUUUGACACCUUUGCACCUUUAAUGGUUAUUUAAAUGAAACCAUGUGAAAAGUUUGAAGGAAAAAAUGUGUCUUUGUUGGAACUGCUAACAACUGAAACAUGAAACAUGACAAGAAGUCCCAGUCAGACACUGUCUUUGUUAGCAGGCACAAGAGAAAAUGUUGGGAGUCACUGGUUUAAUAUGUAACAAAGUGUUUUCUAUUUUAGAAGAAUCUUAAUCCAAAUAUGAAUAACUGUAGUUGCCAAAAGUGGUAGAGUACUUUGGCACGUUACUGUAGUAAAUGUACUCAAUUACUUUCCACCACUGCUUACCCAUAAGAUCC